Molecule: messenger RNA, 1072 nt
Organism: Cucurbita pepo subsp. pepo (vegetable marrow)
Lineage: Eukaryota; Viridiplantae; Streptophyta; Magnoliopsida; Cucurbitales; Cucurbitaceae
Source: RefSeq, a predicted model, not a curated record
UAUAUGACAUCAUUAUUAUAAAUAUAAGAGAGAAAUGAAAAUAUUAGCUAAUAUAAACUUAAAAAUGUUAAUAAUAUCCAUAAUGUUAUAUGGAUUGUCUAUAAAACCCUAGCGAUCUCCAUUAUGUUCUUAGCUCUUCAUCUCUUUCUUUCUCUCUCUCUCUCUCUCUCUCUCUCUAGUUGAGGAGAUUGAAGAAGAAGAAGAAGAAUGGAUACGCAGGCAUGCAACUCAGUCCAAGAUGUGGAGGUUCGAAAGGGGCCAUGGACUAUGGAAGAGGAUUUGACUCUCAUCAACUACAUAGCCAAUCAUGGCGAAGGUGUUUGGAACUCUCUCGCUAAAUCUGCCGGUAAUAAUCCUACUUUUUUUUUUUCUCUUUCUCGAGAAAUCCUAAUUUUCUCUUAUCGAAAUGCUUUAUUGAAACAAAACGUUGUUUUAGGUCUGAAACGUACUGGAAAGAGCUGUCGACUUCGGUGGUUGAACUACCUCCGUCCUGACGUCCGACGAGGCAAUAUAACCCCUGAGGAACAACUUCUCAUCAUGGAAUUGCAUGCAAAAUGGGGAAACAAGUGGUCGAAAAUAGCAAAACAUCUUCCCGGAAGGACCGAUAACGAAAUAAAGAAUUACUGGAGGACGAGAAUCCAAAAGCACAUAAAGCAAGCCCAUGGGUUCCCCACUCUACAAAACACCACAAAUAUUGGAUUAUCUCAUGAGAUAAUGAAUGAACAAGCUGCAAGUUCAAGUAGCUGCCAAGUUUCAUACACAAUGGAUCCAAUGGAAACCUAUUCUCCUCCGACAUACUCCCAAAACAUGGAUGCCUUCUCAAUGCCUUUGCCGCCAACUGAUAAUGUCAACGACAAUUAUUGGAGCAUGGAGGAUCUCUGGUCUAUGCAGCUUCUCAAUGCUGAAUAGAUGAAAUUAAAUAAUUUGAUGAUAUUUGAAUUUAAAAUAUUUAUUUAUUUUGAUUCAAUAUCAUUAGGGUUUUCUAUAUAUAGUUUGGAAAAAAACAUGUGUAUUUUUCCAUAUAUAUAAUUAGACUAAGGCAUAUAUAUGGCUUUGUGUUUAAAAAUUUGCA